AUGUCUUCUCGCCAACAGCCGCCAUGGCGGCAACCGGCUUCCAGCCCAGACGUGCAGCUUCCGCCGCUGAAGGUCUGGAAUUCCUUGACGAAAUCUAAGACUCCUUUCGUCCCGAUUGAUCCUGCAGGGAAGAAGGUCGUCUGGUACGCUUGCGGACCGACUGUUUACGACGACGCGCAUCUCGGACACGCCCGAAACUAUGUUAGCACCGAUAUCAUUCGGCGAAUUAUGCGCGACUACUUCAAGUUUGACGUCAACUUUGUUAUGAACAUUACGGAUGUGGACGACAAGAUCAUCCUCCGCGCCAGACAACAACACCUGUUCAAUGAAUUCGUCACGGCCAACCCCACGAUUACCCCGGAGGUCCUAGAUACUGCGAAGAAGGCCUUCAUUGCCUACUUGAAGAAGAACCUGCCCUUGCUCGACUCCGAGCUUCCUGCCUCGCGCUACCUGGAUGAGGUCGAAAAAACAUAUGGGAAUAUCUUGAACGGCGGAGCCUUGCCAGGAAAUGAGAAGGCGGGCGACGACGAGGCCAAGGUCAAAAUGCACAUUAAGACUGCUGCGUCGGCCGCGAAGGUCAUCGCGCAGGCUGAGGCCCGUGAUGGCUCGAGCGCUGAUCCUGCCGUUUUUGCUGAGACCUUCUACUCGAGCGCACAGGAUCUUAUUCUGCCCUACCUUGAUGCACUGAAAGGUGCACUCGUUGACGCCGACGACCACAGCAUCUUCACCAAGUUAACGAAGAGAUAUGAAGAGCGAUUCACAAAGGACAUGCGGGAUCUGAACGUUCUCGACCCCACCGAGUUGACUCGCGUGACGGAAUAUGGCGACGAGAUCGCCGCUUUCGUGGAUCGCAUCGUUAAGAAUAAGUUUGGUUACGCGACAAAGGACGGAUCCGUGUAUUUCGACAUCAAAGCGUUCGAGGCUGCAGGCCACCCGUACGCUCGUCUUGAGCCGUGGAGUCGGUCAGACAACAAGUUGGCUGCAGAGGGCGAAGGCUCUCUCGCUAGCAAAACUACGGAGAAGCGCGGUGCUUCCGAUUUCGCUCUCUGGAAGUCCUCAAAGCCCGGUGAACCGAGCUGGUCCAGCGCUUGGGGGAAGGGCCGCCCUGGCUGGCACAUUGAGUGCUCAGCUAUGGCAUCAGCCCGAUUGGGUAAGCAAAUGGAUAUCCACUCUGGUGGUAUCGACCUUGCCUUCCCGCAUCACGACAACGAGUUGGCUCAGAGCGAGGCAUACUGGCACGAUGGGCACGAUCAUGGCCAUGACCAAUGGGUUAACUACUUUUUACACAUGGGACAUCUGUCUAUCCAGGGAUCUAAGAUGUCCAAGUCGUUGAAGAACUUCACUACCAUCCGGGAAGCGCUUGAUCGGAAAGAUUGGUCGCCGAGAAGUCUGCGCAUUGUCUUCCUCUUGGGUGGCUGGAAGGAUGGCGUUGAGAUUACAGAGGAUCUGGUGAACACCGGCAGCUCAUGGGAAGAGAAGGUGAACAACUUCUUCCUUAAGGUGAAGGAUCCUGCAGCUCUGCAGUCCUCAGGCACCGAUUCCACCUUCGCUGCGGAUCUGGAAGCAGCCAAGAAGGCUGUCCAUGACCAGCUCUGCGAUUCUUUCAACACCCCCGCUGUCAUGGCGACCAUCUCGGAACUCAUCUCCAAGUUCAACAUUGUCGACAAGGCCACCGUGCCCGCCAAGGAUAUCCAGGCGGCAGCACAAUGGGUCACCUCCAUGGUGAACAUCUUUGGUCUCAACGGUACCGCCUCAGCCGAUAGCACCGAGAUUGGCUGGUCUGGUAUUGACAUCCCCGAGGAGGCCAAGGCUUACCUGUACCCGCUGUCGGCUAUGCGUGACUCGCUUCGCGAGGCCGCGCGGUCCAAGACCGGAAUCACAGCCAAGGAUCUCGAGACCGCAGUUGCCCGAGCCUCGGUACCCGAAGAAGUCUCCGAAUCCGCCAAGCCAUACGCUGAGGUCUUCUCAAACUUCCGUAACAAAGUGCAGUCCCUGGAGGCCUCCGAUUCUAUCGGCAAGGAUAUCUUAUCCCUGUGCGACCGAGUGCGAGACAUUGACCUUUUCGACAUCGGCAUCGCUCUCGAAGAUCGCGAGAACCAGCCCGCUCUGGUGCGGCCAGUCACCCAAGAGAUGCUCAAGGCGCGGGAGGAGAAGGAAGCCCGUGCUCUCCAGAAACAGGCUGAUAAGCUGAAGAAGGAGCAGGAAGCUCUCAAGAAGCUGGAGAAGGGCAAGCUGAGCCACCUAGAGAUGUUCCGUACCAAUGAGUACAGUGCCUGGGAUGAGGAGGGCAUGCCUACGCGUGAUGCUGGUGGUGAGGAGGUUACCAAGAGUCGGGCGAAGAAGCUUCGCAAGGACUGGGAGCGUCAGAAGAAGGCUCAUGAGGCGUGGUUGGCUAGCCAGGCCAAAUAA
Molecule: messenger RNA, 2409 nt
Organism: Penicillium bovifimosum
Lineage: Eukaryota; Fungi; Ascomycota; Eurotiomycetes; Eurotiales; Aspergillaceae
Product: cysteine--tRNA ligase
Exons: 2
Coding region: 1-2409 (802 amino acids)
Biological process (GO): cysteinyl-tRNA aminoacylation
Cellular component (GO): cytoplasm
Molecular function (GO): ATP binding; cysteine-tRNA ligase activity
Source: RefSeq, a predicted model, not a curated record